UCCGCAAGGUGGCGACUACGGCGGGCGCAGACUAAAAAGACAGACUUUUUUCUAUAUUAAUACACACGCCAGGAAUCAGUGCAAAAACCGAGGCAACGCAAUGGCUGCUAGAUUCAUACAGAAAAUUCUGAAUCAACUGGGUUUGAUUGCUGCGCGUGAUGCUCCGGCGGCGACAGCGACGCCAGCAGUGAACCAGGUCAACGCGACUCCCGCCGCCAGCCGGUCCUACUCCUCCGGCACCAAGAAGGUCACCCUGAUCCCCGGCGAUGGCAUCGGACCUGAGAUCUCCGCUGCCGUUCAGAAGAUCUUCACCGCUGCCAACGUGCCUAUCGAGUGGGAGGCCGUGGACGUGACCCCCGUUCGGGGCCCCGAUGGAAAAUUUGGCAUCCCACAGGCUGCCAUUGACUCGGUGAACACGAACAAGAUCGGCCUGAAGGGUCCCCUGAUGACGCCCGUGGGCAAGGGACAUCGAUCGUUGAACUUGGCCCUGCGUAAGGAGUUCAACCUGUACGCCAACGUGCGUCCAUGCCGCAGUCUUGAAGGCUACAAGACGCUGUACGACGAUGUUGAUGUGGUCACCAUUCGCGAGAACACUGAGGGCGAGUACUCUGGUAUCGAGCACGAGAUCGUCGAUGGCGUCGUUCAGAGCAUCAAGCUGAUCACCGAGGAGGCCUCCAAGCGUGUGGCUGAGUACGCUUUCCAGUACGCCAAGAACAACAACCGCAAGAAGGUUACUGUUGUGCACAAGGCAAACAUUAUGCGCAUGUCCGACGGUCUCUUCCUGCGCUGUGUCCGCGACAUGGCCCAGAAGUUCCCAGAAAUUCAGUUCGAAGAAAAGUAUCUGGAUACCGUUUGCCUGAACAUGGUGCAGAACCCCGGAAAAUACGACGUGCUGGUCAUGCCAAAUCUGUACGGUGAUAUUCUGUCUGAUAUGUGCGCCGGUUUGGUGGGCGGUCUCGGUCUGACGCCCUCCGGCAACAUGGGUCUGAACGGUGCCCUCUUCGAGUCCGUGCACGGAACCGCUCCUGAUAUUGCCGGCAAGGAUCUUGCCAAUCCCACCGCCCUGCUGCUGUCGGCGGUGAUGAUGCUGCGCCACAUGGAGCUCAACACGUACGCCGACAAAAUCGAGCGUGCCGCCUUCGAGACCAUUAAAGAGGGCAAGUAUCUCACCGGUGAUCUCGGCGGCCGUGCCAAGUGCUCCGAGUUCACGAACGAGAUCUGCGCUAAGCUGUAGACGAUAGAUCACGGAUCACCCGCAUAAAACUGUAGCAAGUAUCGCCAACAACAUCCGAUAAGAACCGAGCAGAGAAUACCGUCAGGAAAAUUGUGCAGAGGGAAGAUGAUGCAGUAUGAACAACAGCAAUUGAACACUCGCCCCAAACCAAAAAUAUAUAGCAGCAAAAACAACAACAACAGCAACCACACUCACUAACUUUGCCGAAAGUUUCUUACGUUUAACCUAUUAAAAUUUUGCCAAAAUUAUCCUCAACCCAACAAAAACAAACAAAAAAUUUUAAAGUUAACACUACCUAAAGUAUUUUUAUGUUCGAAUACCUAGGUAUAUUAAUUUAAUUUGCUUAGGCCAAACUUGCAAGCGUUAAAAUUCGUUAAAUUGCCAAUUUUACUUGCGGUAGUAAAGUAUUUUUGUCGCCAUCCAGCCAAAACCUUGAGUUAUUAUUGUUUAUAUAAUUCGUAUGCAAAAAUAUAAUCUUAAUUAUUUAUUGAUUAUUAAUUUCCUAAUUUGUUUAGCCUUUUGAGUUAAGUGCGUGCAGCUGUGACCCACUUAAAGAAAGCAAACAUUUUGUCAAAUUCGAGGCAAAACGUGUGAAAUAGAAGCCAGACUAGUUGAAAGUUGAGUGUAAACGGUUACAAUAAUGUUAUUCUAAACAGAACACAAACUAAACUUAUUCAAACCAAGAGAGAAAUACACAAAUGCUAUGAAAAUUAAAAGCAAUUGUUAUUAAUAAUUAAGCGAAUUGUAAUGCAAAAUCAUCAUGCAAUUGUUAAAACUCAAUAAAGUAAACCAAACUAAA
Drosophila eugracilis is the source of this 2033-nucleotide messenger RNA. It is a transcript of the gene Idh3a, whose product is annotated as probable isocitrate dehydrogenase [NAD] subunit alpha, mitochondrial. Gene Ontology annotation, molecular function: NAD binding; magnesium ion binding; isocitrate dehydrogenase (NAD+) activity. Lineage: Eukaryota; Metazoa; Arthropoda; Insecta; Diptera; Drosophilidae. The transcript is spliced from 6 exons. The coding region runs from base 101 to 1234 and encodes 377 amino acids. Gene Ontology annotation, biological process: isocitrate metabolic process; tricarboxylic acid cycle. The record is from RefSeq and is a predicted model, not a curated record. Gene Ontology annotation, cellular component: mitochondrion.